CCCUGGUUACGCCUGGUGGCAGCUGUGGGGUCUGGGGCUCCGGCGGGGGCCAUUUUGCCGUAAGUGGCCGACAGCCGCGAUUGGCAGCUGGCUUAGGCCGUGCCUCGUCUUCCUCUGCAGCUCAGGGCUUGGAGAGGAGCAGGAAGGCUGGGCUCCAUCGAGCCCUUCGGAGACGAUGGUUGCCUCCAGCCUCCGCCAGCCGAAGACCCUCCAUGGCGGCUGCGUCCACUGCGCUGCUCCUGCUGCCGCCCCUUCCAGCCCCCUGCACCUACCGCCUCCAGAGCCGCAGUCGUCCUUCCGCCCCAGAGACUGAUGCUAGUCGAGGUGGGGGCAUCAUGAGAGGAGAAAAAAACUACUGCUGCCGCGGAGCUGCAGGAGACCAUGGAUCCUGUCCCCCGACACCGUUGCCUCUGGCCUCGGCCCUCUUGAUGCCCGCCGAGGGGCUCGCUAGUAGUUGGUCUGGGUCGGGAGGUGUUGUCUCCGGGGGGGAUGAAGAUGAGACUCGGCUCCUGCAGCUCCUGCGGACCGUGCCCGAUCCUUCCGAGGCCUUCCAGGCCCUGCAGACGGCUCUGCCGCGGCGGGGCGGCCGCCUGGGCUUCCCCCGGAGGAAGGAAGCCCUGUACCGGGCCCUGGGCCGGGUGCUCGUGGAAGGAGCGAGCGAAGAGAAGCGGCUGUGCUUGCAACUUCUCUCGGACGUUCUCCGGGGGCAGGGCGAGGCCGGCCAGCUGGAAGAAGCCUUUAGCUUAGCCCUCCUGCCCCAGCUCGUGGCGUCCUUGCGGGAAGAGAGUCCCGCCUUGCGCAAAGAUGCGCUGCAGAUUCUGCACGUGUGUCUGAAGCGCAGUGCGGGCCAGGUGCUGAGAACGCUCAUACAGCAGGGGCUGGAGAGCACCGACGCGCGGCUCAGGGCAUCCACGGCUCUCGUGUUCCCCCUCCUGCUCGCUCCUGAGGAUUUGCUGCUUGGCCUCGAUCUCACCGAGGUGAUCAUAUCCCUCGCCCGGAAGCUGGGUUAUCAAGAAAUCGAGGAAGAAUCGGAGACGGCCUUCUCUGCACUCCAGCAAAUCGGGGAGCGACUCGGUCACGAGAGGUUCCAGUCCUAUAUCUCUCGCCUGCCGUCGGCCCUGAGGAGACACUACAAUCGCUGCCUCGAGUCCCACUUUGGGAGUCAGGUUCCCUACUAUUUGGAACUUGAAGCCUCUGGCUUUGCCGAAGACCCCCUUCCCUGUACAGUGACCCUUUCCAAUAGCAAUCUUAAAUUUGGGAUCAUCCCGCAGGAGCUGCAUUCCAGACUGUUAGAUCAGGAAGACUACAAGAACCGGACUCAGGCGGUGGAGGAGCUCAAACAGGUGAUCGGCCGCUUUAACCCGACUUCAACCCCUCAUUCUAGCCUUGUCGGUUUCAUUAGCUUGCUGUAUCAUUUGUUAGACGAUUCUAACUUUAAAGUCGUCCAUGGAACGCUUCAGGCCCUUCAUGUACUGGUGGUUCGGCUUGGCGAGCAGGUCCAGCAGUUCUUGGGACCCGUAAUCGCAGCCUCCGUCAAAGUGCUGGCAGACAACAAAUUGGUGAUCAAGCAAGAAUACAUGAAGAUCUUCCUCAAGCUCAUGAAGGAAGUGGGUCCUCAACAGGUGCUUUGUUUACUGCUGGAACAUCUCAAACAUAAGCAUUCCAGAGUGAGAGAGGAGGUGGUGAAUAUUUGUAUUUGCUCCUUGCUGACCUAUCCCAGUGAGGAUUUUGACUUGCCCAAACUGUCUUUCGAUCUUGCCCCAGCUCUUGUAGAUAGCAAACGCAGGGUGCGCCAAGCAGCUCUAGAAGCCUUUGCCGUGUUGGCGUCCUCAAUGGGCUCAGGUAAAACCAGCGUCCUUUUCAAAGCUGUGGAUACGGUUGAAUUGCAGGAUAACGGAGAUGGAGUGAUGAAUGCUGUUCAGGCCAGAUUGGCUAGGAAAACCCUCCCAAGGUUAACAGAACAGGGAUUUGUGGAAUAUGCAGUCCUCAUGCCGUCCUCAGCCCAGGGUAGAUCCAGCCAUUUGGCGCACGGAGCAGAUACGGAUUGGCUUUUGGCUGGUAACAGAACUCAAAGUGCACAUUGUCAUUGUGAUCACACGAGGGAUAGCAUGCAAAUUUAUGGAUCUUACAGCCCAACUAUCUGUACCCGAAGAGUAUUAAGUGCAGGAAAAGGAAAAAGUAAAUUACCGUGGGAAAAUGAGCAGCCUGGGGUCAUGGGAGAAAACCAGAGCUCCAGUUCCAAGGAUAUAGACCAGUUUUCAGCUUAUGAUUUCAUCCCAUCUCCAAAAUUAAAGCCUUCUCCAGGUCAAUCAUCGGUCAAUGAUGAUUUAUGUUUUAGCAGAAAAAGAGUAUCAAGAAAUUUAUUUCAGAAUAGUCGAGAUUUUAAUCCAGAUUCUCUUCCUGUAUGUGCCUCUGGCACUACUGGAACUCAUCAGACAAAUCUUGCUGGGAAAUGUGGGCAACACGGAUUUUCACAGUUAUCUGGUAAAACUGGCAGUGUGGAUUCUGACUUACAGUUCCUGGGAACAACAAAUAGUCAUCAAGAUAAAGUAUAUACCAGCCUAAGUUUUGGCAAUAAAACACAACAAACAUUUGGUAGUCAAGCAGAACGUACUUCAUACUCUGGUCCAAAUCCAGGGACAGGAGCCUUCAUCCUCCCAUCCUAUCCUCUCUCAUCACCUCGAACUAGUCCAAAGCACACAUCUCUUAAUAUAUCUCCAAAGAAGUCUCAAGAUAAUUCUGUCAAUUUCUCAAAUUCCUGGCCUCUUAAAAAUUUUGAAGGAUUAUCUAAGCCAACUGCACAGAAAAAACUUGUCAGCCCAAAAUCAUCUGAUCCUACAGGAGAAAAUUCUCAAGAAAAACCUGCAAUUCAGCUUACACCUGCUUUGAUGAGAUCGCCAUCUUCCCGUCGAGGACUAAAUGGGACCAAGCCAGUCCCUCCCAUACCCAGGGGAAUCAGCCUUUUACCUGAUAAAGCUGAUUUAAGCACAGUAGGACCCAAAAAGAAAGAGCCUGAUAUAAUUUGGAAGAGUGAAAAAGAUAGCCUUAAAAUUGAUCUUUCAGAAUUAAACAUCAGGGAUAAAGAUUUGGAUCAAGAAGAGAUGCAAAGUUCUCUAAGGUCCCUUCGUAAUAGUGCUGCUAAGAAAAGAGCAAAACUGAGUGGCAGUACUUCUGAUCUUGAAAGCCCUGACUCUGCAAUUAAGCUUGAUUUAACUGUGGACUCCCCCUCUCGAUCUUCCUCUCCAAACAUCAGCUCUUACAGUGAAAGUGGUGUUUACAGCCAAGAAUCAUUAACUUCUUCUCUGUCUACAACUCCCCAGGGGAAGAGGAUAAUGUCUGACGUAUUUCCAACAUUUGGAUCAAAACCUUGUCCACCUAGACUUUCUUCUGCAAAAAAUAAAAGUUCUUCUGUAACUGAACAAAGUCCCAAUGCAGGGAUCACAACAUCCAGUGUAAGCAUAAUCGGUCAACGAAUGAACUAUGGGUUUGGAUGUGGUCAUUUGGAAAAUGAUAGGUCACAUGACAUUUCAGCUAGUGUUUCAAAAAUACAAAAUAAGGAACACCCAAGACAUUUUAAACAUACAAAAGGAUCGUCAAAUUUACAACAAAUUUCCGGGUUUGACUUUGCAUCAACAAGUACCUUACCCCAAGACUCAGUAGUAGUUGUUGGAAAAGGUGUAUUUGGAAAUCCACAUUCAGCCCCAGAAACCUGCAAUCAGUCUGUGAUAUCUUCUGCGGAAAAUGGGGAUACAUUUGCAGUUAAACAAAGUAUUGAACCACCAUCAGGGAUUUAUGGCAAAGCAGUCCAACAAAGUAUUCCACCAUAUCUUGAUGUUGAGAAUGCAAAAGAUAAUAAAGUUUCUAUUUCAAAAUCUACUUAUGAUAAGAUGAGACAAAAGAGAAAAGAAGAAAAAGAACUUUUUGAUAACAAAGAUUGUGAAAAGAAGGAACAAAAUCCUUGGGAACGGAUGAAAUACACAGUAACUGAGAAAAUGUCGUUGGAAAUUGAUACAUCUCCUGGAACCAUUGCACAAUAUAAAGAAAGGGUGCCUUCAGUCACUCACAGUCCAGAAAUAAUGGAUUCAUCAGAACUGCGGCCAUUUUCCAAACCAGAAAUAGCACUGAUAGAAGCCCUAAGGCUCUUAUCUGAUGAUGAUUGGGAGAAAAAAAUUGAGGGGCUGAAUUUUAUCAGAUGCUUAGCUGCUUUUCAUUCUGAAAUAUUGAACACAAAGUUGCAUGAAACAAGUUUUGCAGUAGUUCAAGAGGUGAAAAAUUUACGCUCUGGAGUUUCACGUGCUGCUGUGGUCUGUUUAAGUGAUCUUUUCACUUACCUGAAAAAGAGCAUGGAUCAAGAACUAGAUACUACAGUGAAAGUUUUGUUGCACAAGGCUGGAGAGUCAAAUACAUUUAUAAGAGAAGAUGUUGACAAAGCUUUGAGAGCUAUGGUCAAUAAUGUCACUCCUGCACGCGCAGUUGUUUCUCUUAUUAAUGGAGGACAAAGUCAUUUACACAUUGCAGUAAGAAGAUGUACUGCCCAGCACUUAUCAGAUGUAGUGGAAUUUAUGGAACCAGAGCGUAUUUUAUCUGGAACAAAGGAUAUGGCCGAUCGUAUAUUACCAGCAGCUGCUAAGUUUGCUCAGGACAGUUCGCAAGAAACCAGGUAUUAUGGUCGAAAGAUGCUUUUCCUCAUGAUGGGUCAUCCUAAUUUUGAUAAAAUGCUUGAAAAGUACAUCCCAUCUAAAGAUUUACCCUACAUUAAGGACUCUGUUAAAAACUUGCGGCAAAAGGGUUUGGGGGAGAUACUCCUAGAUACUCCUUCGGCAAAAGGAAGAAGAUCUCAUACUGGCUGUGUUGGAAGUACAAAAUCAUCAUCUGUUUCUAGAGAUGCUUUCAGUUCAGGUGAAAGAGAGGUAACUGAAUAUCGGGAAGUCACCAGAAAAUCAGUCCCCCGUAAUGCCUUAGAAAGUGCUGAGUACAUUAAAGUCAUAACAGGUUUAUUAAAUGCAAAAGAUUUUCGAGAUCGUAUUAAUGGGAUUAAGCAACUUUUAUCAGAUACUGAAAACAAUCAAGACCUUGUUAUUGGAAAUAUUGUGAAGAUCUUUGAUGCUUUCAAAUCUCGACUUCAUGAUUCCAAUAGUAAAGUAAAUUUGGUGGCUCUAGAAACAAUGCACAAAAUGAUUCCUUUGCUUAAAGACAACUUAUCUCCCAUAAUCAACAUGUUGAUUCCAGCAAUUGUAGAUAACAACCUGAAUUCCAAGAACCCAGGCAUCUAUACUGCUGCAACAAAUGUUAUUCAGGCCCUGAGUGAAUACGUAGACAAUUACUUACUUCUACAACCAUUUUGCACAAAAGCUCAGUUUUUAAAUGGGAAAGCGAAGCAGGAUAUGACUGAAAAGCUUGCUGAUAUUGUUAUGGAACUUUAUCAGAGGAAACCCCAUGCCAUAGAACAGAAAGUAUUGGUUGUUUUAUGGCAUCUUUUAGGGAACAUGACAAAUAGUGGCUCUCUGCCUGGAGCUGGAGGAAAUAUACGAACAGCUACAGCUAAAUUAUCUAAAGCACUUUUUGCACAGAUGGGUCAGAAUCUGUUAAUUCAGGCCACAUGUCAACCACCACAUAUCAAAAAGAAUUUAGAGGAAUUGCUUGAUAUGACUAUUUGAAAUGAAUUAUGAAUCUUUGAUGAAAUAUUUGUGAUGAACAAAAACUGUUUACAUGGUAACAAAUGAAACUUUCUGAAAGUUACAUUUUCAGUGCCUGUACCCCUCAUCCAGUAAGUUUAGUCAGUAGCUAUUUUUAUUUGCUAGAGUACACAUCUGUCCUAAAUGAACCUUACAGCUUGUACCCAUCACAUAUAAACCUAACAUUUAUGUAACCUAAAUAUUCAUGAAAUCUGAUGCACACGAAAUGAAUCCAAUUUUAAUAUUUUUAGAAAAGUUCUGCUCAUUUGCACUAUUCUGUAGUAAUCGCAUUUUGUUGCCCUACAUGUACAAUUAGAUUUGUAAUUAAAAAUAUACUUUUUAUUAUGUAAUCAUGUUCUGCUAUGUCUCAUUACUCAGCCUUAUUUUAUAAAGUGAUGGAAAAGUCAUUGAACUAUGUUAUCACAAACUAAGUUUUGUGUGCUAUUUGUGGAAAAGUUUAUUUCUGAAAUCAGUCUGCUAAUAUGAUUGUGCAGUAUUAGCUUGCUUUUGCUACUGUGUUUAUGUGAUAUAUUUGCUUACCAUUUGAAUUUAAUCAUCUACAUAAUUGUGAAUUUGACAAGUUAUAAUGAAGCAUGAUGACCAAAGUUUUAGAGAACAUUUAAACAUUUUAAAUGCACGUUUAAGAAAACGUGUUGAAUGUAAUUUCCCUAUUUUUGUGUACAAACACUAAAUUUUAUUUCUAUAUGUCCUGACAUUUAUAAAGGUGUUAUUUUGCUGCCCAGUUGUGUGAUUCUCAAAAAUAGUGCCAGGUCUUCUAUAGCUUUUCUCAGAAUUCUUGGGCUACAAGUACUGUAUGCAUCUUAAAAAAAAAAAAAAAGAAAAAAGAAAAAAAGAAAAGGAAUGUUAUAAAAUAAAAAGAUUUAUUUCUGUA
Messenger RNA from Sorex fumeus (smoky shrew), 6567 nucleotides. RefSeq names its product TOG array regulator of axonemal microtubules 1 (gene TOGARAM1). Gene Ontology annotation, biological process: microtubule cytoskeleton organization. The coding region runs from base 213 to 5657 and encodes 1814 amino acids. Gene Ontology annotation, molecular function: microtubule binding. The record is from RefSeq and is a predicted model, not a curated record. Gene Ontology annotation, cellular component: cytoplasmic microtubule; cilium. NCBI's taxonomy places the organism in Eukaryota, Metazoa, Chordata, Mammalia, Eulipotyphla, Soricidae. The transcript is spliced from 21 exons.